AUGGGAGAGUCAGAUACGGCAAAACUAUAUUACUGUGGCGAAGGUGAUGGUAUUGAGGGUUUUCUUUAUGACUUUGAAAGUUAUUCUAUGUCUAAAAAUUGGAAUGAGGCGACCAAGUGUAGAAUGGUAUGUGUUCAUGUACCAGAAAGAAUGAGAACGUGGAUUCGGGAACUAAUUAAGACGGCAAAGGAUGACUGGGAGGAGACUGUGCGAGAAUACAUAAAUAGAUUUGAGGCUUACAUGGAACCAAUUAAGGAUGUCGUAAUAAAAGAUGAAAAGCUUGACUGGUUCCUUGAAGAACUUAAGGAUCCAUUUAGGACUAGAGUAGAAUUUCAUUGCCCUAAAAAAUAUGAUAAUGCAAGGGAAUGGGCUUUGCAAGUUGAAAAUUAUCGAAGAAAAAAGGAAUGUAAAGACGUACAAAAGGAUACAGUUACUCAAGAAGAAGUUAAUCACUCAAUUCAGAGUGAGAUUGAUGAACUGACAGCCGCUUUCAGUGAUAUUAAGAUCAAUCGUGUAGAUCAGCCAUCUAUAAAACGUGAAGAAAUAGAGUCAAUUAUCAAAGAAGUCUUAACAAGGACGAAGAAAGGCAAAGACAAGAAUUGGAAUCAAGCAAGUGGUUCAAGAGUAAUAAAAUGUUUUAGUUGUUAUGAAGAAGGUCAUAUGGCACGAAAUUGCCCAAAACAAAACUAUCCCAAAGAAAAUAAAAGUGAUGAUGUUUAG
Messenger RNA from Dentiscutata erythropus, 720 nucleotides. NCBI's taxonomy places the organism in Eukaryota, Fungi, Glomeromycota, Glomeromycetes, Diversisporales, Gigasporaceae. The record is from the annotation of a GenBank genome assembly.